CUUUGGAUAUUUAUAACAUUAUUUGCAGGCCAUACAAAAUUAUCAACUUAAAAAUUACGUGGCUCUGAAAAAAAAUUCAAUUUAUUGAAUUUCGAGUCCCGCCUGCAGUUGCCCUGAUGGGGCCAGACCAAACGACACUGCACAUCCCCACCCCUGUCCUAGACCAGGCGCCAGGGUGCUGUGGCUGCCUCCAAGUCCUCCCCGUGCACCCACACACACAGAAGCCUCCAGCACCCCACGCAGGUGACGCCAGGUGCUCCUCGACGACUCCCGGGGCCGGACUGUGACCCAGGGGGCUCCCUGAAAAGUGGCCGGUAAAACCCCUCUAGCUAAGAGACUUGUCCCUCCCGUGCACCCCAGCCCAGGCUACUGCCCAGGGGUAACUAACCCCAGAGCACCUGGGCCCAGAGCAGGAGAGGAAAGCUGAGGCUCCCACCAGUCCUCAUGGCCAGCGGGUCCAGCUCCCCAGGGCCGGUGAGGGGCAAAGUGAACGAGGCCUCGGCUCCCAGGACCAGCUGUGGACAGGCACCCGGUCUCCAGGGCCUGGGAGCUGCGGAGGCCCUGCCCCAGCCCCUGGGGAAUCCUCUGAGCCAACGGCUGCCUCCCGCCUCCACUCCAGGUUUCCUCUGGGAAGCCCUCCAGUCCACCUCCUUCCAGCUGCUUGGCCUUGAACUCCUCUGGGCAGCCUGGCUGGGCAAAUCGCCCUCCUGUUUGUUAACUGGGAGCCUACACCCCAGUCCGGACAGAUGGAUAAAACAAUAACCACCAGUCCCAGGCCCCUUCCGGGCCUUUCCUCCCAGCUUACAGGGGGUGCCAAAGGCAGCCCAGGGGUGAGAAGCAAGGCCUGGGUGGCCUCCUGCAACCCCCACAGGAAUCUCCCCGCCCCUCCCUCCCAGAUUAACCGAAACCUGCUAAUUGUGGCAGCCCUCGCCCGGUCCCCUCCCCCACCGCCCCAUUCCACCUCCCUUUGCCUCCUCUCCCCUCCCCCUUCCAUCCGAAUGAUAAAGGGCCCGGCCCGCCUGCCCCCACCCAGCCCCAGGCCCCAGCCCUGCCCCACCAUCCUGCCCCACUGCCCGGCGCCCUCAGCCCUCCCGGACCCUGGCCCACGCUGCUGGCCUCCCCUCUAUGGGGCCCUGCAGCAGCCCAGGCCUGGGGCUGGCGGGGGCAGGGUCGCCCUCCCAGCCGGCCAAGAGGAGGAAGAAGCGGUACCUGCGGCAUGACAAGCCUCCCUACACCUACCUGGCUAUGAUCGCCCUCGUUAUCCAGGCCGCACCUUCCCGCAGGCUGAAGCUGGCCCAGAUCAUCCGCCAGGUGCAGGCCGUGUUCCCCUUCUUCAGGGACGACUACGAGGGCUGGAAGGACUCCAUCCGCCACAAUCUCUCCUCCAACCGCUGCUUCCGCAAGGUGCCCAAGGACCCUGCGAAGCCCAAGGCCAAGGGCAACUUCUGGGCGGUGGACGUGAGCCUGAUCCCCGCGGAGGCGCUGCGGCUGCAGAACACGGCGCUGUGCCGGCGCUGGCAGGGCAGGGGCGCGCGGAGCGCCUUCGCCAAGGACCUGGGCCCCUACGUGCUGCACGGCCGGCCCUACCGGCCGCCCAGGCCGCCGCGGCCCCUCAGCCCCCCGCGGCCGCCCAGCGAGGGCUUCAGCAUUAAGUCCCUGCUGGGGGACCCCGGGGAGGACGCGCCCCCAAGGCAGGAGGAGGGGGAGCCCUCUGAGCGGCCGCGGUGGCCCCUCGGCCGGCUCCCGGGGGGCCCGAGGCCCGAGGGGGAGCCUUCCCAGGGGAGAGCCAGCGGGCCGCCGCCCCUCCGCCCCGAGCCCAGGGCCUGGCCUCUCCACUUCCUGCAGGGCACCUCCGACCCCGGGGCUCCCGGGGCUUCGCUUUGGGGGCAGCUCCCCACCUCCUACCUGCCCAUAUACACCCCCAACGUGGUGGUGCCCUUGGCACCGCUCCCACCCGCCUCCUGCCCCCAGUGCCCGCCCCCAUCCGGCCCAGCCUACUGGGGGGUGGCCCCCGAAACCCACGGCCCCCCGGGGCUGCUCUGGGAUCUAGACGCCCUGUUCCAGGGGGUGCCACCCAACAAGAGCAUCUAUGAUGUGUGGGUCAGCCACCCUGGGGAGCUGGCUGCCCCCACGCCCGGCUGGCUGCUCUCCUGGUGCAGCCUGUGAGCUCCAGGGCGGGGCUGCCUCUCCUCCCCUCCCUACCCCUCCUACCCCCCCCCCCCCGUGUCCCAUGUGGAGGGGACCAAAGGCCAGGAGGACUCAGAAGUGUGGCCACUGAGAGUCUACCAUGUUUAUUGGCCACCCCACAAAGGGUGUGUCAGCCCGGCCCCAGGCCAGGCUGGGAGGAGUGGCCUUUCCUGUCCCCUUCCUACCCCACCUUCUCUGCCUCUUCAGUCCGUCCAUCCAUCCAUCACCAUCUGCCACUCCCUCUCUUGGCUGCGGGGUUGGGGGAGGGAGAACUUGUAUGGCAGCUCAGCCUGAAGCCCUUUCCUUCCUCAGCUGUCUGGGCAGGAGGAAGCACCUUUCUGGGGAAAGGCAUAGGGGCACAGGGACCCGACCCAGUGUGUGUGGGUGGUGGCGUGGGGGGAGAACAGUAAAGGAAUGGACCACAUUUUAA
Pipistrellus kuhlii (Kuhl's pipistrelle) is the source of this 2617-nucleotide messenger RNA. It is a transcript of the gene FOXH1, whose product is annotated as forkhead box H1. Gene Ontology annotation, biological process: regulation of DNA-templated transcription. The record is from RefSeq and is a predicted model, not a curated record. NCBI's taxonomy places the organism in Eukaryota, Metazoa, Chordata, Mammalia, Chiroptera, Vespertilionidae. Gene Ontology annotation, molecular function: sequence-specific DNA binding; DNA-binding transcription factor activity. The transcript is spliced from 3 exons. The coding region runs from base 1126 to 2166 and encodes 346 amino acids.